GAGCUGGGAAUCAAACCCGGUUCCUCCAGAUCAGAUACACGAGCUCUUAACCUCCUACGCCACUGCUGCGGGAUUUCAGCCGCCGCCCCCCCCCCCCAACCUAACUUUGUGGGGUUCCCUGUCGUGAGUUGGGGAAGUCGUUUCCCUGGCUGAGCUCCAGCGUCCUGUGUGCCCGGAACUGGGCUGGGCUGCCAACUUCCAGUUGAUCUCAAGACAACAAAGAUCUGGAGGAAAUGGCUGUGUUGAAGGGUGGACUAUGUCAUCAUGUGUUGUUGAGGUCCUCCCCCACCCCCAAACCUUUCCUCCCCAGGCUCCACCCCAAAAAUCUCCAGGUAUUUCCCAGCCCAGAGCUGGCAACCCUACACCACAUCACUUGUUGGACCUGCGGACAAGGCAGCACAUGAACUUGGUCGCUGCUGGCUGUAGCUGGUUCUCCCUAGAAGAUGGAGCGCAUUCUGCCCACAGCAGUGGAGAGCUGGCUUGGAGAAGGUGGGCUGGAGAACAGCCCACAGGCAGAAAGUUUUCUCCUGAGUCAGGCAGAGGAUGGGUGGCAGGUCUUGGUAUCUUUUGAGGAGGUGGCUGUGUGCUUCACAGAAGAGGAGUGGGCUCUGCUGAAUCCGGACCAAAGAACGUUGUACAAGGAAGUCAUGCUGGAGAACUAUCAGAUCGUGGCCACUUUGGGAGAUCUUAUGAUUCCCAAGCCUGACCUCAUUUCCUGGCUAGAAGAUGGUGAAAGAGAUGAGGAAGGAAGACAGCCAUUUGUUCAGGGCUCCAGCAAUGAAGGUUCUUUGUGGAACAAUGAGAACAAGGGAGAACCAAGCUGGGAGUCAUUGGAAAAAGCAAAAUGGGAUCAACAAGGAGUUGGAGGUGAAGCAGAGCAGGGCAAGAUUAAUGAACUAUCUGUGUCUCAGGAAAAUGGCUUCUGUGAAAUCGUGACCCAAGAAACGAUGGACCAAGGCAAGAAAAGGAAACAGUGUCCUGUGUGUGGGAAAAGCUUCAGCUGGAAAUCCAGUCUAAGUUCUCACUGGAAAAUCCAUGCAGGGGAGAAACCGUAUAAAUGCCCAGAAUGUGGGAAAACUUUUAUCUGGAACUACAGCCUCAUAUCCCAUCUGAGAAUCCACACUGGUGAGAAACCAUACUUAUGCCUAGAGUGUGGAAAAAGCUUUAGUCGAAGAGAAAAACUUACUAGACAUUAUAAAAUUCACACAGGAGAGAAACCACAUAAAUGUUCAGAGUGUGGAAAGAGUUUCCGCUGGAAGGAAAGACUUACUAGACACCUCAGAAUCCACACGGGGGAGAAACCAUAUAUCUGCACAGUGUGUGGAAAAAGCUUCAAUUGGAGUCAUAAUCUUAUAUCCCAUCUGAGAAUCCACACUGGGGAGAAACCAUUUGCCUGUUUGAAGUGUGGGAAGAGUUUCAGUCAGAGAACGACCCUUACUUCCCAUCAGAGAGUCCACUCAGGGGAUAAACCUUAUAAAUGUUCAGAGUGUGGAAAAGGCUUCAAACAGAAAACAGAUCUAACUUCUCAUGAAAGAAUCCAUGCAGGGGAAAAACCAUAUCAGUGCUCAGAGUGUGGGAAAAGCUUCAAUCGUAGUACACAUUUAGCUUCACAUCAAAAAAUCCACACAGGGGAAAAACCAUACACAUGCUCAGAGUGUGGAAAGAGUUUUAGUCGAAGUGCAAAUCUAACCUACCAUCAAAGAAUUCACACAGGAGAAAAACCAUACAUAUGUCUAGAGUGUGGAAUGAGUUUCAGUGUGAACACAAGUUUAACUUUACAUCAGAGUGUCCACACUGGGAAGAAACCAUUCAUAUGUUUGGAGUGUGGAAAGAGUUUUGUUUGCUCUGCACGUCUCACUAGUCAUCAGAGACUGCACACGGGAGAGAAACCAUUUAUAUGCUUGGAGUGUGGGAAGAGUUUCAGUCGGAGCACAAACCUGACUUCUCAUCAGAGACUGCACACAGGAGAGAAACCAUUCAUAUGUUUAGACUGUGGGAAAAGCUUCAGUCGGAGUGCAAACCUUCUUAGACAUCAAAGAACUCACACUGGGGAGAAGCCAUUUAAAUGCCUGGAGUGUGGAAAAAGCUUCAGCCAUAGUGAAACUCUUACUUUGCAUAAAAGAAUCCACACAGGGGAGAGACCAUUUAAAUGCCUUGAGUGUGGAAAGAGUUUCAGUCGGAGCACACACCUGAAUUCACACCUAAGAAUUCACACAAGAGAGGAGCAGAAUGUAUUUAAAUGCCUCAAGUGUGGAAAAACAUUUGGAUGGAAGAACUGCUUUACUUCUCAUCAAACAAUUCACACAGGAGAAAAACCAUAUAAAUGUCUGGAAUGUGGGAAACGGUUUGGGCGAAAGUAUAGCCUUACUAUCCAUCAACGAGUCCACACAGGGGAGAAACCAUAUAAAUGCCUGGAGUGUGGAAAAAGCUUCAGUCAGAAUGGAAAACUUACUAUCCAUCAAAGAAUUCACACAGGGGAGAAGCCAUAUGAAUGCCUGGAGUGUGGAAAAACCUUCUAUCAUAGAGGAAAGCUUACUCACCAUCAAAGAAUUCAUACAGGGGAGAAGCCAUAUAAAUGCUUGGAGUGUGGAAAAACCUUCAAUCAUAGUGGAAGUCUUACUUACCAUGAAAGAAUUCACACAGGGGAGAUGAAAUAUAAAUGCCAGGAGUGUGGGAAAAGCUUCAAUCACUGUGGGAGCCUUAUUUCUCAUCAACGAAUUCACACGGGGGAGAAACCAUAUAAAUGCCUGGAGUGUGGAAAAUGCUUCCGUAGGACUGGAAACCUUACUACCCAUAAAAGAAUUCACACAGGGAAGAAGCCUUAUAAAUGUCUGGAAUGUGGAAAAAGCUUUACUCAUAGUGGAAAUCUUACUUCCCAUCAAAGAACUCAUACAGGGGAGAAGAAAUACCAGUGCCUGGUAUGUGGAAAAAUGUUCAGUCAGAGUGGAAGCCUUACCUCCCAUCAAAGAAUUCACACAGGGGAGAAACCAUAUCAGUGCCAGAAUUGUGGGAAAACCUUUAGUAAGAGUGGAAACCUUACUUCCCAUCUAAAAAUUCAUACAGGGGAGAAACCAUAUAAAUGCCUGGAGUGUGGAAAGAAUUUUAGUAAAAAUGGAGACCUUGUUUUACAUCAAAAAAGACACACAGGUGAAAAGAGAUGAGGCAGGGGACAGCCAGAGACAGGAUGUUCUCAGAGGUAUCAUGUUGCCUAAUUAAUUCUCUUCCCAUUGAAACUUACUUGUUGCCUAUGCUAAUUUCUUUUAGUUGACAGAUAAACUUCUUUUAUCCAGUGGUGGCGAACCUUUGGCACUCCAGAUGUUAUGGACUACAAUUCCCAUCAGCCCCUGCCAGCAUGGCCAAAGACAAAGCCAGUGGGUUGCAACUGAUUCAUGGGGUUUUCAAGGCACCAGAUGAGCAGAGGUAGUUUGCCAGUGCUUUCUUCUGCAUAGCAGGCCCAGUCUUCCUUUGUAGUCUCCAUCUCCUUCCACACAUGCAGAAUAAUGCACGUUCAAUCCACUUUCACAAUUUUUUGAAAGUGGAUUUUGCUAUUUUCCACAGCAAAAUCCAGCUUCAAAAAUGGAUUGAAAGUGCAUUAUUCUGCAUGUGCAGAAGGGGCCUCCCAUUCAAGUAUUGAUUGUGGUCAACCCUCCCAAGUUCUGACAAGGUCAGGUUGGACUAAUACAGCUGCUUCAAAACCAACACAAGAUAAACUUUCUCUUCAUAUAUGAGAUCACAAAAAAGUUACAGUUCAGUUCUGUAUCUGUAUACUUCACCAUUGGUAUUCCAUAUCUAUUCUGUCAAAUUUUUUAUUUUAAUCACAUUUUCUCUUCUGCCUGUGGAUUGAAUAUUGAGAAGUCCUUUGGACCAAAUUAAGUUCCAGUCUUCCACUCAGGCCCCAAAUCUCUCUGCCAUUUAUGCUGAUAAUUAUGCAGUUCCUCCCAAGAAGUCCUUUUGUAAUACUUCCCAUCAAGAAACAUUCAAAGCUAGGUUUGUUCCUUAAAUGAUAGUAUUUCCAUUAUAUCAUGCAUACAAUACUCUUAAAUUGAAAAUACUGAAACCAUCCAUUUUCUCUGCUGUUAUAAUGUACAUCAUUUUCUCAGGUUGUUAUAAUGUACAUCAUUAAAGGAUGAUAAGUAACCAUGGCUUCAAAGGUUGACGUUUCCCAGGUCAUCUAUAUUAUAUCUAUAUUAUAUCAUUAUUAUAGGAUAUAGAAAUCAGUGGAGAACCCCCAAGUGCUAAUCUCUGCUACCAUACUUUUAAGAUUUAACUGUACUAAGAACAAACAUUUUUUGUCUUCUGCUUUCUUGGAACCACAAAAUAAAGCACACAAUAGUCAAUUUUGUGAUAGAGAUCCUAAAAUCUUGCUAAGACAAGUGUCUGGUAACUUGGGCCUCUGGAGGUUUACAUUAAAAUGGCCCAUUCAUUUCCAUUCCACAGUGGAGUAUCCUGGCAGAGUUAGUCCCUUUUGGAUAAAGGACAGUCUGGUUUGGGCCAGACCACCUAUUUAUUACGGAAGUCCAGUGCCCCGACGAGACGUUUGAUGGAGUUCGAACUAGAUUCUAUAUUGCUCAGAUUGGUAGCAGUAGCCUCUGACAUAAGAGAUGGGGCUUUGCAUUCCUUUCAUUGAUCACUCUUAGAACUCUAGCUUAGGUCCAAUUCCAUUGAUCAUAAAUAGUGGGACAUUUGGGAUUUUCUCUUGACUUCAGUCUUCAGUGGAAAUUGCAUCCACAGGAGGUUGGUAAGGAUUGCAAAGUCUUGUUACUGCAAGGAACUUUCAGUGUGCUAUGAGCAAUCUGCUAUAGUGUAAUGUGUGUCUAGCUUACUAGGGGUCCCAUCCAAAUGGCCAGGCAACCUGCCAUGCUGCCAUGGCCCUGUGCUGCUCCGAGAGGCUUCCUGAUGGUGUGGGGAGGCUUGUAAAGAGAAAAAAAAAUCUCCCUGCCACUGAGGAGCCUCUAUGGGGCUGUAUAGACUUAUGCUGCCUUUUUGGCAGUGUAAGUCUAAACCAACUGCCACCAGUGAAAGGCAGCGAACGUCCAUGAGGCUCCUCCCCCAGCCAUGGCCCUGGACCACCCCCACGGUGACAGAGGCACAGGGACGCUGCCACAGUGUCCUGUGCCAUGGCUCACCACUGGGGAGGGCAGCAGUGGCUGCACAUCAGUGGUUCACCCCUCCGCCAGGGUAAGUGCCCCAGGGUAGGCAAAUCUGCCAGAGUGGCCAUGCAUCACUCCCACAGGUGUAUUGCUUUUUAUUUGUACAUAUCUAUGCUAUGUUGCAUCUCCCCUGUAUUUUGUUUUUACCCUUUCCUUACCAUUUUUUAAUCCAACCACCCUUUUCCUAGCCCCUUUCUUUUAUAAUAAACCUUUUUAUUUAUUUA
This is a messenger RNA of Sphaerodactylus townsendi, 5374 nucleotides long. Its product is annotated as zinc finger protein 883-like. Gene Ontology annotation, biological process: regulation of transcription by RNA polymerase II. NCBI's taxonomy places the organism in Eukaryota, Metazoa, Chordata, Lepidosauria, Squamata, Sphaerodactylidae. Gene Ontology annotation, molecular function: DNA-binding transcription factor activity, RNA polymerase II-specific; RNA polymerase II cis-regulatory region sequence-specific DNA binding. The record is from RefSeq and is a predicted model, not a curated record. Bases 444 to 3161 code for a protein of 905 amino acids. The transcript is spliced from 5 exons.